ACAGAAUUACAGACUUCCUGUUUUUUUGGCCAGAGUGACAUCAGUGUAGUGAAGGAUGUUUUGAAAGUACCGUCUACAACUUUGUUUUCAUUCAUUUUUAUGACCUUGCCAACACACUGCUGACUUGGGCAAAGCUGACUGACUGCAGCUACAGUUGCUCAACCGUUUGGACACAGACAUGUGAAAAUCCCUGCCAUGUAGAACACCCGCCUAGCAGCUGUGUGACUUGGAAGUUAGGAAUGUUUAAAUGGUUCUGUGAACUAGGGUCUUAAGAAAAUAACACUUACAGACUGCCACAUCAUGUGAGAUACUCAUUUUUUUUACCAUGGAGCUAUUUGGCACAGACCACACAAGACAGAAUCCCAGGAAAAAGGAGUCUGGAUGGGAUCCUUGGGAGGCCACCAAAGCAGAGCCAGCUUCAUAGCCAGAUCAGGUUGUGUUAUCAUCCAGGGAGGCUCGAAAAAUAUCCAAGGAUGGAGAUUAUGCAAUUUCUCUGUGCAACCUGUGCUGCUGCUUCACCACUACUCCAGAUCAUGCCAUCCCGAAAUGCUAUCUACAAGAUUACUAUGCGUACUCUUUUACUGCUGGCUACUCAACUAGAGGUAGGAAUGUAAGGCAGAAGGGAGUCUGGGGAUUUGAAUUCUUUUCAAUUUUAUUCCUGAAUUCAAUAAUCUCUGGUUGUUUUUUGCUUGUUUUGUUUUUUUUUUCCUACAUUUACCAUAUGCAUUUUCCCCAGAUAUCUUUUUGGAUGCCUAAAAUAUAAAUGAAACAAUGCAAAAUAUACAGGUCUCUUCAGGGUGUUUCAAGACUCAACAAUUUUAUUUUUUUUUCCCUGAUGCUUACCAAUUAUUAUUCAUGUAGUAAAGACCUGAAAAAUGUCUCAAGGAAAAGUGGAGAUGACAUCUCGACAUUUUAGUAUGUAGUCAGAAAGUAUAAUUUAACUUUUGUUUCCUACUAUAAUUGUUGUGGCCAAGAUUUGAUACAAAUUCUGCAACGGCCAUGGGAAAGACAGGAUACUCUAUCAAAUUUUGGAGAAUGCUGUUUGGCGAAUGGCGUUAAAAAGGCCAAAGUUCGUUGAUACCUUAUUUGAAAUACUCUUGAAAUGAUUUCUCAGGACAGAAAUGUCACUCACCAUCCCUAAACAACACCUCAUCCCAAAUCCUCUUUGCUGUCCUUUAAAGACAGAUCGGGCGGCUCUCGGCGCGGGCAGGAGCGGCGAUCCCGGCGCGGGUGGCGGCUCUGCCGGGGCGCGGAAGCGCCGGAGCCGCGGGGCGCCUUUAUGCCAGGCCCCGCCCCCCCGCGCGCGCUGCCGCCCCUCGCCGCGCGCCGGGCCAAUGGGAGCGCGCGCCUGGGGAAGGCGGGAGAAUGCGAACCCCUGGCAGCGCCGCCGGCCGCGCCUUAUAAGGGCAGGGCCUCGCGCAUGCGCGCUCCGGGCAGGGGCGGGGGCGCCGAACGGGGGUUUUGCUCCGGCGGCGGCACCGCGGGAAGGGGCGCGCGACCCGCGGGACCCCGCGGAGGGGCGGUCGCAGCCGCCCGGCCCGGCGAGCGCUCGCUGCCCCGGGGCGCGGCCGCCCGAGGGCAACGGGGCGGCGGCAGGAGGAGGAGGAGGAGGAGAAGAAGACGACGGAGAAGGGAGCGGGGAAGCCGCAAGGACCCCGCGCCCGGUGCGGGCGGCGCGGCGGCGGCGGAUGUGCUGCUGGCGCGGGGGGAUGAUGCUGGCGGGGCCACAGCUGGUGGCGGGGCCGGCGGCGCCGGGCGGGGAGCGGGCCCGGCUGCUCUCGCUCUACGUGCAGGACUACCUGGAGUGCGUGGAGUCUCUGCCGCUGGACAUCCAGCGCAACGCCUCGCUGCUGCGGGAGAUGGACACGCAGUGCCAAGAAGCGUUAAAAGAAAUAGAUGAUGUCUAUGAAAAAUACAAGUCAGAAAACGAUCCUGUUCAGAAGAAACGUUUGCAGCAGCAUCUUCAGCGGGCAUUAAUCAACAGUCAAGAACUUGGAGAUGAAAAAAUUCAAAUAGUUACUCAGAUGCUAGAACUGGUAGAGAACAGAGCCCGCCAAAUGGAAACACACUCUCAGUGUUUCCAAGAUCUGUCUGAGAACGAAAAGCCUCUGGAAAAGGCCAAGGUGGAGUCCUGCCAGCCAGAGAGAUCCUCCCGCAGACCUCGUCGCCAGCGAACCAGCGAAAGCCGCGACCUGUGCCACAUAGCAAACGGUAUUGAUGACUGCGAUGACCAGCCACCUAAAGAGAAACGAUCCAAAUCUUCCAAGAAGAAAAAACGCUCCAAAGCCAAACAGGAGAGAGAGGUUUCACCCGUAGAAUUUGCAAUUGAUCCCAAUGAACCAACUUACUGCUUAUGCAACCAAGUGUCUUACGGCGAAAUGAUAGGAUGUGACAAUGAACAGUGCCCUAUUGAGUGGUUCCACUUUUCCUGUGUUGGACUCACGUACAAACCAAAGGGGAAAUGGUAUUGCCCCAAGUGCAGAGGAGACAAUGAGAAAACAAUGGACAAAUGUACUGACAAAUCAAAAAAAGAUAGGAGAUCGAGGUAGUGAAAACAAUUUAUGUUUUAAAGAGUUACUCCUUUUAUAUUAAAAUGUUUCAUUUCCACAGGACAUUGUUUUAGGAAAUGCAUAAGACUAUGCAAUAAUUUUUAAUCUAUAAUAUUAAUAUUAAAAACUGUUAUACCUUCUGUGAUCUUUAACUUUCUGCACUGAAUAACCAAAUAAUUGAAACAGGGUGGCUUCAGACCUUUCACAGAAGACAUUACAAGCAGAUGGCGCUUGGUUUCAAUUUACCCCGUUAGUAUUUUAAAGAACCUUGUGAAUCCUGAAAUAAUGGUGGUGGGAAAGAUACUGAAGAACUUCUCAUGUUAUGUUAAAGGGGUUGAAAGGCCUCAUAUCUCUGCUAGGAUCUUAACAACUGAGUUUGUUCCUUAUCCCAAGUUUUACAUUUUCAGUUUUUGUGUUAACAUCACGCGUUUGGAGUUAGGGGUUUUGAAUUCAGCUGUAACUGUAAAAGUCUUCCGAGCUAUAAGCAGACCUCUCCAGUGACUUUCAUAUGAUCAGUAUGUUAUUGCAAGGAAGAAAAUACCACUAACUUAAACUUUUCUUUUUUGCCAACAUUAAACUCUUGUCUUUGUGACUA
This is a messenger RNA of Motacilla alba alba, 3144 nucleotides long. RefSeq names its product inhibitor of growth family member 2 (gene ING2). Lineage: Eukaryota; Metazoa; Chordata; Aves; Passeriformes; Motacillidae. The transcript has 2 exons. Gene Ontology annotation, biological process: positive regulation of DNA-templated transcription. The record is from RefSeq and is a predicted model, not a curated record. Gene Ontology annotation, cellular component: nucleus. Bases 1122 to 2549 code for a protein of 475 amino acids.